Orbicella faveolata is the source of this 414-nucleotide messenger RNA. RefSeq names its product protein DD3-3-like. The record is from RefSeq and is a predicted model, not a curated record. NCBI's taxonomy places the organism in Eukaryota, Metazoa, Cnidaria, Anthozoa, Scleractinia, Merulinidae.
UAUAAAUAGUAAUCCUAUUCUGUAGAUUUUCAUUACAUUGCGAAACGGUGCGGCUUGAAGUUGUGAGAACUGGCUGAACGAGCCCAAACCGACAUGAGGACCAUUUUCGUUUGGGGGUGCCUCUUGGCUGUAAUUAUCGAGCCUUGUAUGUCGGACAUGUACAUGCAUUUUCCACCAGGAUCUAACAAUCGUUUGAAUGGCAACCAAGAUAACGUCAAGAACGCAAACAGAUUGUUUGAUUCUCAGAAUAACGGCAAAGCUGGAUACAAUGUUGGAGACAAAUUGGACUCUAAUCCUGGAGACAAUAUUCAAGAAUUCAGGCAGCAACCAUUGGAAUUCUACAUGGGUGGUUGCGACCCUAAGGUCAAAACCGAAGUGGAAAUCAUGUGGACAAAUCAACACGGGACCGCUUAG